Aspergillus heteromorphus CBS 117.55 is the source of this 868-nucleotide messenger RNA. RefSeq lists its product as uncharacterized. Lineage: Eukaryota; Fungi; Ascomycota; Eurotiomycetes; Eurotiales; Aspergillaceae. The record is from RefSeq and is a predicted model, not a curated record. Bases 109 to 747 code for a protein of 212 amino acids. The transcript has a single exon.
UCCCUCGUGUUCCGCAUGCUAACCCUCACGGCAGCUCACGAACCCCGAUGAUUAAUUGCGGGGCCUUGGCGGAAGCCAAUCUCCUUGCGUUUUGCAUUUGAAUCUCCUAUGUCUUCUCAAUUUGCGUGUUUCGGCGAAAACAGCGGUGUUAUGAUACCCAUUUGUCACAUAAUCCUUGACUUCAUUUUCAUUCGACUACAGGAGAGACGAUGGACUCGACCGACCCACCCCGCCAACCCUGACCCUGACCGUCGUCUUGUCUACGCGUCACACCGGGUACGAGGCGGGGAAAGCGAAAAGAAACUCCAACGACUACCACCAUCCGCCCUUGCAAGGUGGAAUUACCACACUUCACACACCCCACGUCAUCCCCUUGACGUCGCUUCACCCGGUUCCAUUGGCCUUUCCUGUCCGUCGACAUUCGUGUAUAUUGAAGCACGGGGACCUGUGCUACAAGCUGAAGUACAUACUCUAAUGGAUCCUCAGAAUCCUUACCCUCACUCGUUUUUUCUUUUUCUGUUCUACCCAAUCCUCUCAUCAUUCCGUCCGUUUUUUCUUUGCUGUGCUUUUAUUAGUGUCAAGGUUACAUGGAGCGUCAUUUUGAAAUUUGCAUGGAUUGCAUUGAAAGAUCGGUUGGUGGGAUGCUGCUGUCACGGGAGAAUCACCCAGCAUGUAAUCUUAUUAAUGAUGGAGCCAGCUGUUCUGAUAGUUAGAGAUGCAAUAGUUGAUGUGUUGAGAUGGGCUUAAAAUACUCGAAAGAAUAAGAUCAGCCUCAAAAAAGCUUUUUUUUUUUCCCGCUCAGAACAUCAUUCAUCUAUUCCCUUUGUCAGCCCAGCCCAAGUAUAAUCUCAACGCACUGAUCUUGCAG